AUGGCGGCCGGCGACACGGCGACACAGCGGCCGUUGAUAAAUGAGGCGGGCGCUCCGGUUCCAGCCGCGUCUCACACGCACCGUGCCGUGGCCGUCUGCAUGCAGAACGCCGCCUCCGGACAGCUAUCUCUCUGCUCGGCUGCACAGUGGUGGGGUGUGAGGGAACCUUCAGUCAGUGAAGGUCGGCCUUCCGUCUCGUCUCUGAGCACGCCCUGCCGGCGCUCAUCCUCAUACGAAUGGUCACCUCCAAAACCGCUGAUCCGGCAAAAUGCUCCCCAGGAGGUAAUAACGGAAUAUCGGCACGUCUUUCUUAGACGUGCCGGAGGAAGCCUCGCCUCCGGCAGCGGCUCACUCCCCGGGGGCUCCUCCUGGCCAGCGGCGAUACCGGCCCGGCCCGGCCCGGCCGGCCGCAGCCCACAGGCCUCGUCAGGCGCCGUCCACGCCAUGAUUAAUAGCGCCGCGGCGCCGCCCGCCGGUGAGAAAUGCACGCGCGGCGCAAGACGGCGGCCGUCGCGCCGGGAUUACGCGGCGGCGGGCGGCCCGGCGGCUGCGCGUGACGCUAUCACCGCUGAUAAAUGCUGCGGGCAGCGCGGAGCGCCUCCCACGCCGUAA
This is a messenger RNA of Schistocerca serialis cubense, 612 nucleotides long. RefSeq lists its product as uncharacterized. The coding region runs from base 1 to 612 and encodes 203 amino acids. NCBI's taxonomy places the organism in Eukaryota, Metazoa, Arthropoda, Insecta, Orthoptera, Acrididae. The record is from RefSeq and is a predicted model, not a curated record. The transcript has 3 exons.